CCAUGACGAGCGCACAGCGGUUUCAGUAUUUAUUUCACAUCGCUAAGAGUUCGCAACGCUUAACGUCUCCAAACUUUAUUUUAAACAACCAGCAAACAAGCUAAACAACAAGCAAUCAUGAGCUCCGCUGAGUACUAUCCAUUCAAGUGCACACCCACCGUUUACCCCGCGGAUCCCUUUGAUCCCGUCGAGGAUGCGGCCAUUCUGCGCAAGGCCAUGAAGGGCUUUGGCACCGAUGAGAAGGCCAUCAUUGAGAUCCUUGCCCGUCGCGGCAUUGUCCAGCGUCUGGAGAUCGCCGAGGCAUUCAAGACCGCCUACGGCAAGGAUCUGAUUUCGGAGCUGAAGUCCGAACUGGGCGGCAAAUUCGAGGAUGUGAUUGUGGCGCUGAUGACGCCGCUGCCGCAGUUCUAUGCACAGGAGCUGCACGAUGCCAUCUCCGGUCUGGGCACCGAUGAGGAGGCCAUCAUUGAGAUACUGUGCACCUUGUCGAACUAUGGCAUCAAGACCAUUGCCCAGUUCUACGAGCAGGGCUUCGGCAGGUCCCUGGAGUCGGACCUUAAAGGCGAUACCAGUGGACACUUCAAGCGCCUGUGCGUCUCGCUGGUGCAGGGCAACCGGGAUGAGAACCAGGGCGUCGAUCAGGCGGCCGCCAUUGCCGAUGCCCAGGCGCUGCACGAUGCCGGCGAGGGCCAAUGGGGCACGGAUGAGUCCACCUUCAAUUCGAUUCUGAUCACGCGCUCGUAUCAGCAGCUGCGUCAGAUUUUCCUCGAAUACGAGAAUCUCUCCGGCAAUGACAUUGAGAAGGCCAUCAAGCGUGAGUUCAGCGGCUCUGUGGAGAAGGGCUUCCUGGCCAUCGUCAAGUGCUGCAAGUCCAAGAUUGACUAUUUCUCUGAGCGUCUGCACGAUUCCAUGGCCGGUCUUGGCACCAAGGACAAGACGCUGAUACGCAUUAUUGUCAGCCGCUCCGAGAUCGAUCUGGGCGAUAUCAAGGAAGCAUUCCAGAACAAGUACAACAAGAGCCUGGAAUCGUGGAUCAAGGGCGAUACAUCUGGCGAUUAUAAGCGUGCCCUAUUGGCUAUUGUUGGAUUCUAAAAAAGAAAUCACAUGCCCCAAACCAACAAUACAAAAAUUGUCACUGUCGUGUCUGUUCCAAGCCUUAAGCACACACAUAUUGUACAAAAUUUGACUAUCGAAUAGUUAGACCACAUAUACAUAUAUAAAUCUUAUAUGUACCUAUAUAUACAUAUAUAUAUAUAUAUAUAUACUAUAUGAUCUACGAAUGCAAAUGUGGAACACAGACUUACGAGCAACGCAGUGCAUUUAAUGAGGCCUACAGUCGCAUCACAUGUUAAUUAGUAUACAUAAUUUUAUGCACACUCAUUGCACAUAGUUUUAUCUCAAUUUUAACUAUACCUUUAUAUAUAUAUAUAUACAUACAUAUGCCUUGCUAUAUCUGCAGCUUAUGUUUUUUGUUUUUUAUUAUUUGUCUCGAGUCUCAUUUGCAAAAAGUUCUAAGUUACAAUAUUGUUAAAAACAAA
This is a messenger RNA of Drosophila virilis, 1538 nucleotides long. It is a transcript of the gene AnxB9, whose product is annotated as Annexin B9. Gene Ontology annotation, cellular component: cytoplasm. NCBI's taxonomy places the organism in Eukaryota, Metazoa, Arthropoda, Insecta, Diptera, Drosophilidae. The record is from RefSeq and is a predicted model, not a curated record. Gene Ontology annotation, molecular function: calcium-dependent phospholipid binding; calcium ion binding.